GCAACUCCUCUGCCAGGCACUGAUCUGAUCGCAUGACCUGCCCCAACAACCGCUAGGUUACACUAUUUCCGUCAUUGUCAACAAUAAGCCAACUCGUGCGUCGGUCGUGUUUUUCUUCUGCAAAUCUACUGCCUCUGCUCCUCGGAUCCGGAAGCCGGCGGUUCGUUUUCAUAUUCAUAUCCAGAUCAUAUCGUCUUAUCCUGUUGACUCGGUGCACCCACUGCCUCGACAUUGCUGCAGCCAAAGCCGACGACGUCAUGGCGCCACCUGCCGAGAUAUCCAUCCCCUCGACAUCACUGCACACACCCACCGACAACUCCAGCCCCUACACUCUGUACAACAUCACAUUACGACUGCCCUUGCGUACGUUCGUAGUACAGAAGCGCUACUCGGACUUCGCAACCCUCCAACAGAACCUGCAGUCGCUAGUCGGCGCCGCCCCGCCUGCGCCCCUUCCGGCAAAGUCAUGGUUCAAGUCCACCGUCAAAUCACCCCAACUCACCGAAGACCGCCGAAGGGGCCUCGAAUCCUACCUCCGCGCCAUUGCCGAGUCGCCUGACCGACGGUGGAGAGAGACAGCCGCCUGGAGGCAGUUUCUGCAGUUGCCCGGCAUAAACAGCGCCGGGAACAGCGCCGCUUCUGUGAGAGCUGGGGCAGGUUUUGGCAUACCCAACAGGGAUGCCGCCAACGCUGCCGCCGCCCAGGAUCCCGGCACGUGGCUCGACCUACACAAAGAGAUGAAGGGCGAGCUGCAAGAAGCUCGCCGGUGUCUUGCGAGACGGGAUGGCGCCGCCGAUAAUUCGACCGCUCUCGAGGCUGGCGCCGCCGCUAAAAGAGCCCUUGUCAAGGCUGGGGGCCUGCUGAUUGCCCUGCUGGAUGGUCUCAGGGCUAUACAGGACAGCAAGAGGCUAGGAGACGGCGAAAUCAGGCGCCGGAAGGAUCUACUUGCAGCUGCUAAGGUCGAUCGCGAGGAUCUAGACAAGCUUAGCAACUCUAUCGCUGCUUCCGCCAAAGCAGGGACCGGUAGCGGCAUGCCAUCUGCGAGCGACAAGGCAGCACUGCUGGGCCACGCACCGAGGACCGGCGGUAGAGUGCUUGGAGCGCCGUUGCCCGAGACCGAACGGACAAGAGAACUGGACAACCAAGGUGUUGCACAGCUACAACGACAAAUGAUGAGCGAGCAAGACGAGGAUGUCGAUAGUCUUGCCAAGAUUGUCCGGAGGCAAAAGGAGAUGGCUUUCGAAAUCAACCGCGAGAUUGAAGAGCAGAACGAGCUUCUGGAUGAAAUGAGCUCCAACGUCGACCGCAUACAGACCAAGACUGAUAUCGCAAAGAAGCGUGUCAAGAAGAUCAGCUGACCGCACUUCAUUGCGGCGCUCAUCUUCAGGGCCAUCAUCAUACUGGCAGAAGUCAUGGUCUGGGCGCUUGAGCUGGGCGCCGCGGCCCUGGGGUGGUCUGCCUGGUGCAUCCAAGUUAUCCUAAUGCUUGUGCAUCAGGUCAGAUAUCACUGAUUUGGACGAGCUGAGUAACUUUUUUCACGUUACUGAUCAUUGCAAGCGCUGUUGUUUUCUUGGGGCAAGAUUGUAAACUAGGGCGCAUGAAUAUUUGGCACAUGAUACCAUUAGAUGGGUGGGGAUUAGGCGCAGCAAGCUAUAUAUACUAUUUAAUCAUGACA
This is a messenger RNA of Truncatella angustata, 1675 nucleotides long. RefSeq names its product PX domain-containing protein. Gene Ontology annotation, molecular function: SNAP receptor activity; SNARE binding; phosphatidylinositol binding. The transcript has a single exon. Gene Ontology annotation, biological process: intracellular protein transport; vesicle fusion; Golgi to vacuole transport. NCBI's taxonomy places the organism in Eukaryota, Fungi, Ascomycota, Sordariomycetes, Amphisphaeriales, Sporocadaceae. The coding region runs from base 258 to 1358 and encodes 366 amino acids. The record is from RefSeq and is a predicted model, not a curated record. Gene Ontology annotation, cellular component: SNARE complex; endomembrane system.